This is a messenger RNA of Penicillium canescens, 1167 nucleotides long. RefSeq lists its product as uncharacterized. The record is from RefSeq and is a predicted model, not a curated record. The transcript has a single exon. NCBI's taxonomy places the organism in Eukaryota, Fungi, Ascomycota, Eurotiomycetes, Eurotiales, Aspergillaceae. The coding region runs from base 1 to 1167 and encodes 388 amino acids.
AUGGGUUCGACAGAUUUUGCAAACCGACCAGUUGAGCCAAGGCAGCAGCAGUCCAUCAUGAAAUGGCAACAAUCGAAAACAAAUCUCAUCAACCGCUCGUCAGGCGUGUGGUAUAACUCAAAAGACCGGUGUCAUCAAUCAACAAUGGAAAUAUGGCAUAAAUCAGCGGAUAAGUGGUACUGUUCAAAGGAUCGGUGUCAGCAAUCGGUCAAAGGGAUCCUAUACCGGUCGGCGACGCGAUGGAAUGAAUCUGCAGACAGACUCCACAUGGCUGCUCGUAUCCAAAACUCAACGAAAAAGGAUACAGUACGACAAGGCCAAAUAGAGAAACAAGAUUCAUCACCAUCACCACGAUCUCAAUCGAACUCGCCGCGGUCUUCCCAAGCCCUAACAUCAAGAUACUACACGCAAUCAGUCAACUCCUCGUCGUCAGAGAGCUCUUCUUCAAGGCCCGACCUCGAGUCGCCCUCAGCAGUUGUCAAGUCCUCGAAUCAAACCACCAUCGCAGAACCAACCUUAUCACCAGAAGAGCAUAUCGCGGGACUACAGGAGGCAUCCGGCCGUAUCAAAUGUGUUGUGAAACAGACAGCAGAGCUGCGAAAUGAAAAGCUGCAUGCAUUGGGCGAAAUUGAAGGCGAAUGGAUUAAUUCUACCAUCGCCGACGCCGAAUCUGCCGCCAACGAGCUCUCCUCAUUUGUAGAUCCACUAUGGCAUCAGAGCAGCAAAAUUGGCGGUCUUACACUAAAAGAGCGCAAAAACUGGAAGCGUCGCGACUGUCAAAAUGCCCUUAAGAAAGAGACUCGCAUGACUCUCUGCUACGAAAGGCUCGAAACCGUCUUUCGCCAUCUCGAAACGAUAUCACCAAGAUCCGAGCUCUCAGCCACCGAGAAGAAAGAGGAGGCAGCUGUUAUAGCACUUGAAACUCCACCCGUUGUUGCCGUGGCCGCCGAAUUGUCUUGUCAGACAACGGUGGUCUCCACCAUCGAGCUUCCAUGCCCGGCCACCAUUUGGCAGCUUCAAACAGAGAGAGCUAUACCCAAGAUUAUUGUGACGCAGUAUGAUGGCGAUGAUGGCACAAGUCCAGAUCAUGAAGAUACCCCCAAUUUCCCUCCUCCAAGCUACGAAGCUGGUGAAGUGAACAAGGAUGAUGAAUUGUUCUUCUCCUGA